AUGGAAAGUCUGGUUAAAGAAAUGCAAGAUCCAGUAACAGGUGUACCUAUACGCAGUCAAAAACUGUUUCUCACCUUCAUUCCAUCUGCUUUUAUGGGUUGUGAUCUAGUUGAAUGGUUAAUGGAGAGGUUUCAUUAUGAAGAUGGCACUAAUAUUGAAGCUGUAAAUCUAGGAAAUCUUCUUUGCCAAUACGGUUACUUCUUCCCUGUCAACGACCUCAAAAACUUAGUAUUCAAAGAUGACUCUUCUCUUUACCGAUUUCAAAGUCCCUACUACUGGCCAUGGCAGGCGCCGCGUGUGGCCGGUAGUGGUUCAAGUGCGCCCACACUUGGUCCGGACAAUAUUGAAUACGCUAUCUACCUCGUCAAACGAACACUACGCAAUAAACAACGGCAUGGCCUCGAAGACUAUGAACAAGAAGCGUUGGCGAACCUCAAGAAAAACCUCGCUGCAAAGUGGGAUUUCAUCACUAUGCAGGCAGAAGAACAGGUACGUCUAGCAAAAGAAAGGAAGAAGGGUGAUAAAAUCGUCAGUGAUAGUCAAGAACGUGCCUAUUGGCGCGUCGCUCGUCCGCCGCCGGGAGUGCCGAGCGCAUUGGAGCCCUGCCCAGUUCCAGUGCGAUCGCGGCAUCCGAAGCCAAAGAAAAGGACGAUACCUCAGUUACAACGAGAGAUUGAACACCUUAAAACCAGCUUAGAUAGGACGAGAGUGAAAACUUCAGUUGCUUUGGAAGCAUUAACGGCCUACUCAGAGACCUACGCACCAUACGACCCUGUGCUCACACAACCACAACCUUCCAAUCCCUGGAUCAGCGAUGAUACACUGUUCUGGCAAAUUAACAGUCCAAUUGUGGAAAUUCCGAGCGAGAAGCGUGUACAGCGCUGGGCGUUGUCUAUCGAAGAGCUGGUGUCAGACCCCACGGGCCUGCAGGAGUUCACCAGCUUCCUCAGGAAAGAGUACUCCCACGAGAACAUCCGGUUCUGGCUGGCCGUGAUGGACUUACGGAGGAGUAGUACUAAGCAGAUACCCAAAAAGCUUGAUGAUAUUUUUGAAGAGUUCCUAAAGCCAGGAGCGCCCUGCGAGAUUAACAUAGACGGCGCGACUGCUGAGAGGGUGGCAGAAGGUCGCAGAACGGGCUCUCGGUACGCGCUGGAUCACGCGGCUGACCACGUUUAUGGACUACUGCUCAAGAAGGACUGCUAUCCUCGAUUUAUCCGGUCCGAUCACUUCCAACGUCUGCUUACGGAAGGACGGAAUGUUCAUCAAAAGAAGGCCAAAUUCUUUAACUUUGGUGGCCAAGUAAAGAAGAAACCUGGUUCCACCAGCGGUAGCGGUGGGUCUGGCAGCGGUAGUGGGUUAUCUCGACGACGUGGGUCUGACCGCUCGUUGUCGGGAUCUGCACACGAGUUGGCUGUUUGUGCAGUACAACCUCCGCGCCCGCCAGAACCGCCGCCGCAUAGCCACUCGCAGUCCAACCUUUGCGAUAUACCUUUUAGAGACCCAGACGAUGAUACCUCAGAAGUUUUACCGUGGGAAACAGCAACGCGAGAGUUACCUUACGGUGGAGCAAGACGGCGGCAGGAUUCAGCGGCGGAUUCGGGCAGUUCCUCCUCAGACGUAAGCGCUGCUAUAGGGAGUGGGGAACGAAUGCGGAGACUUCCCCAGCAAAGCACCCUCGAUGGGGGCUUGCGAGGGGCUGCGCCACCUUUACGACGCCUAUCAGCUGUCGAACCACGCCAUUUAGCGCCGUUAGCAUCACCCCCACAUUCACCGAGGCAAAAACGAAUAAUCCCACAACCCUCACUUUCUUACCCGCAAACCACGGCACCUCAUCAUCCAACUCCAACUAUUAGUGUAAGCUCAGCACCAGACGAAGAAUCUGGCGACUCACCGCCCCGAACAAGCUCACCUGACGAAAGACGCUCGCUUAUACAGUCUGAGGAGCCCUCCUCAGUAUUCGCUUCAACAGACGUUACUCCAACCGAACCAGCCGUCAUGUUUGGUGGGGCACUUAUCGAAGCUAUUUCAGAUUCGAGCGACGUUGACGCAGAUAAAAUUGAUGAGAUUAGUUCACAUACAGAAGUUCCUGACACGUGUGAAGACUUAGCUGUUGAUAUAGAUCAAAACGCUUAUAAUAAACAAAAUGAAACGCAGGAAGUGAAGGAAGCCGAUGUGAGUGAAAGUGAGAAAGCGUCCGAUAGUGUAAAAGACGUUUUAAAACGUGAUAAUGAGGUGAAUGCUGUAGGUAAUGUAACUCGUACGAUAGUGAGCCAAAAGAGUUUGGAUAUGACGUCACCUUCUCUCAGUAUAGUUUCAGAGAGGGAGAAUUCUCAGCGUUCGCCAGUGGAGAGAGUUUGGCUUCCAAUAGCACCUUUAGCUACUUCCGAGGAUAUUGUGGAAGAUGAAAGUAUAGAAAAAGUGCCUGCAGUAGCACAAAAGGUAUCUGAUGAUUCCAAAACGGUGUCUGAGGAAGUGAAAACAAUAAAACGUGCUGAUGAACGCUCUUCUGACUCGGAUAUCGUAAAGGCUGAUAGUAAAAGCACAGAUAGCAAAAUCAGUGAUUGUAAGCAGAGAAAUGAUAUUUGUCCUUGGGAAGAUGAGAAUUCCUGUGAGAGUGACGCUCCAUUUGUUAAAACUUAUGCAACCCUAGGUUAUUUAUAA
Molecule: messenger RNA, 2661 nt
Organism: Pieris macdunnoughi
Lineage: Eukaryota; Metazoa; Arthropoda; Insecta; Lepidoptera; Pieridae
Source: the annotation of a GenBank genome assembly